AUGGCCGCCGCUGAUACUCAACACGCACCUGAUCAUGGCGAGGAUUCUGGUCUUGCAGAGUCAAUGAACCGAAUGAAUGUAGGGGACCAUGAAGAUGCACCUCAGAAGACUGAAGAGGAGUAUGCUGAGUCCCAGCUCACUCUUCGUGCCAUUGUUUCUUCCAAAGAAGCCGGUGUAAUCAUCGGCAAGCAGGGGAAGAAUGUUGCAGAUCUUCGUGACGAAACUGGGGUCAAAGCUGGCGUCAGCAAAGUUGUUACAGGGGUUCACGAUCGUGUCCUAAGCGUCACCGGAGCUUUGCAAGGAACGGCUAAGGCUUACUCCAUUGUCGCAAAAGGUUUGCUUGAAGGGGCACCACAGAUGGGAAUGGGAGGGAUCAUCUCAAAUAACGGCACUCAUCCUAUCCGUCUGUUGAUCUCUCACAACCAGAUGGGGACGAUCAUUGGUCGGCAAGGUCUGAAGAUCAAGCAUAUUCAAGAUGUGUCAGGCGUUCGAAUGGUUGCGCAGAAGGAAAUGCUACCUCAGUCUACCGAGAGGAUUGUUGAAGUCCAGGGAACUCCUGAAGGCAUCGAGAAGGCCAUUUGGGAGAUCGGCAAAUGCCUCAUUGAUGAUUGGCAACGUGGUACUGGUACAGUCUUAUACAACCCUGCUGUUAGAGCUCAGGCUGGCACUGGCCCUAUGAACAAUGCAGUUGGUGGUGUGCCUUCACAGAAUGCAGGCGGCGGCGGGUACAGCGGAAGUGGAGGACGAUCAUACAAUCGCACGGGAAACGGAGCUGACUUUAGCGAGGCAAGGGGCUUCAAUCGUAACGCCAGUGAUGCAGCUGCGCGAGGCAGCGGCAUCCCCAUGGUGACGGAAGAUGGUGAGGAGGUCCAGACUCAGAACAUCAGCAUACCAUCGGACAUGGUUGGUUGCAUUAUUGGACGAGGUGGGACUAAAAUCAGUGAGAUCCGGAAAAGCUCUGGUGCCCGCAUCUCGAUUGCAAAGGCACCACAUGAUGAGACAGGCGAACGAAUGUUCACGAUCAUGGGAAGCGCAUCUGCAAACGAGAAGGCUCUAUAUUUGUUGUACGAGAACCUCGAAGCCGAGAAGAUGCGCCGAAGCCAGCAACCGCAGGAGUAA
Molecule: messenger RNA, 1119 nt
Organism: Endocarpon pusillum Z07020
Lineage: Eukaryota; Fungi; Ascomycota; Eurotiomycetes; Verrucariales; Verrucariaceae
Exons: 2
Coding region: 1-1119 (372 amino acids)
Biological process (GO): 3'-UTR-mediated mRNA stabilization
Cellular component (GO): nucleus; cytoplasm
Molecular function (GO): mRNA 3'-UTR AU-rich region binding
Source: RefSeq, a predicted model, not a curated record